Molecule: messenger RNA, 2913 nt
Organism: Naegleria gruberi
Lineage: Eukaryota; Heterolobosea; Eutetramitea; Acrasida; Naegleriidae
Exons: 3
Coding region: 1-2913 (970 amino acids)
Biological process (GO): protein phosphorylation; G protein-coupled receptor signaling pathway
Molecular function (GO): ATP binding; G-protein beta/gamma-subunit complex binding; GTPase activity
Source: RefSeq, a predicted model, not a curated record
AUGGUUCCACCAUCACCAACAACUUCAUCUCCACCAUUUCCAUUUCCCUCAUCAACAACAACCAUCCACACCAUCCCAGUAGUUGCACUAUUAGGUACUUCCGAAAGUGGUAAAAGCACAAUUUUCAAAAGUUGUCGAUCGUUAUAUGGAAAUGCUCAAUUUUGUAAUUUUCAUUCAACGCAAGAAAAUCGAAUUUUAAUUAAAACUUCACUUCAGUAUGAAAUUGUUCAUCACAUCAAGAGGGCCAUAAAAUUUAUGGAACAAUUUGUGGCAAACAAUAGUUUACUUUCUGAUAAUAAUGGCAGCAGCAACGCAAUUACAAGUGCUAGUAGAGAGGCGGUUUCGAAUACAUCAAUGCCGAAUUUAGAGAGAAAGGCGAGUACGAGACAUGAUAGAAGACUUUCUGAUGAAUUGAUAAAUCUUGUAAAGAGCAAUCCUUCACAAUUUAGUGAUCGUUCUAUACUUUCGAAUAGUUUUGAUGAAAAUGCUCUUGGUGAUGAUUCCUUGUUGGGAAUUAGUGCUGUUAGCACUGCAAUGAGACAUUCUAAACUAUUAGAAACAUCAAGUGCUUCUACAUCUUCAUCAGGUUUGUCUCCUUCCUCUUUAGGUCAAUCAAGUCCAUUAACUUCAAAAACAACAAGUAACGAUUCUCAAAAACCAUCACUAUUCAAUAGAGGAAGGACAACAUUUGCCAAUGAUGAAAUCAAUCAACAACAACAAUUUGAUGUGAAUAUGAAUAUGAGUAAUGAAAAUAGGAGAAGAAAUUCACUCAUUUCUUCUUUCCAAUUCGAAUGGAACAAGGCAGAGGAAAAGAUUGUGAAUAGGAUCAAGUUUAUUUCGACCAAGACGAUGAAUGAGAGAAGUUGGCAUAUUGAUUAUGAAGGAGGUUUGAAAGAAUUGAAAUCGGAUAUCAAGGCAAUUUGGAGGAAUAAUGCUGUGAGAUAUUUAUUUAUGAAUGCUACGGAUUUUAAUUUUCAUAUUAGUGAAAAUAUUGUCUAUUUCAUGAAGAAUAUCAAUAGAAUUUUCAAGGAAGAUUAUAAACCAACUGAAGAUGAUUAUUUUAAAAUGAGAGUGCAAACAACUGGUAUCAAUUCAGUGGAUGUGAAAAUUAGUAAAUCCACUGUUGUGAAAGUCUACGAUACUGGUGGUGAGAGAUGUGAAAGAAAAAAGUGGGCCCUUCUAUUGGAAGCCAAACCUGAUGUGAUUGUUUAUGUGGUUUCAGUGGCUGAUUUUGAUGUCAAUUCGUGUGAUCAGAAAAAUAAGAACAAACUUCAAGAAUCCAUUGAAGUGUUAAAAUCUGUUUGUCAAGAGAUGAAUAUGAGAAAUUUGGAAUCUGAAUUUGUAAUUGUACUCAACAAGAUGGAUGUUUUUAAGGAAAAGAUUGAGGAAAAGGACAAGUCAAUCUCUGUGAUAUUUCCAGAUUUUGAGAAGCAAGGUUUCCAUGUUUCUGCAUUCACCACAAUAACCGCAUCGACAGGAGGAAUUAAUUUAUCAACAGAACCACAAAAUGUUUUCGAUAAUAGUAGGAAAUAUAUUGGAAGAUUGUUCUAUAACAUUAUUAGAACGGAAUUGAAGUCUAAAAAGUCAAUUCACAUGUAUGAAAUGUCUGCAAUUGACAAGUCAUUUGUCAAAUAUUUGUUUGAGGAGGGUUUAGAUUCUAUAUUGAGACAGUCAGACUCAAAUCCACCUUCACUAAAGAAUGAUAAUUUAAAGAUUCUUCUCAAUGAUAAUGGAGUUUCAGAUGUGUUGAGUAUUUCAGGAAUAAUGAAGGAUUCAGGAAAGAAGAGCGCCAGUAUUCCAAAACCAACUGUCAAGAAGAGAGGUUUCUCCAAUUUCAUUUCGAAUAUUUUAAAGAGACCUUCCUCACAAAUUCAAACCACUUCACUUGUACCAAAGCAACACUUAUUUGACAGUGUAACGGAAAAUGUACCAACUGGACCACCAAAGCGUCCACAGAAACUCAUUACCAAUCCCAAACUGACACCCGAAGAAGAGGAAGCAAUCAAAUCAACUCUUGAAACAGCAAUUGAAAGUAAGGGAACUGACUAUAGUGAAAAGUAUGCUAUCAAGAAACGUAUUGGACUUGGAGCUCAGGGUGCUGCCUAUAUAGUUUCUGAGAAGGAUUCUACUGAAAAGAAGUUCUAUGUCAUGAAGAGAAUCAAGCUGAGAACCAUACAAGAAUUGAAUCAGAACUUUAAUGAAAUCAAAUCUCUCUAUUCAUUGAGACACGAGUAUAUCAAUUCAAUUCAUGACUUUUUCGUUGAACAAAAGGAAUCGACAAUUAUUGCCGAUACUAUUGGAGUAGGAGCUAGUGAAAGUGAUGCAGGAAAACAAGAAUAUGUUCUCUGUAUUAUUUUGGAGUUUUGCAAGGGAGGAGACUUGAGAAUGUACUUGGAUAGGUUCAAGAAGAAGAAUGGUGCAUCCUCACUUGUCAGUCAAACACUGGUAGUGAAUUGGUUGAGAAAAUUGACUGCUGCUCUAGUUUUUAUUCAUACGAAAGGUUAUCUUCACAGAGAUUUGAAACCAGAGAAUAUUUUCUUCAAUGAUAAUGAGAGAGAUGAGUUGAGAAUUGGAGAUUUUGGAUUGAGUUGUUUUGUAAAAUCUGUGGAAAAUGCCAAAGUUGGAACAGAGUGCUACAUGUCUCCAGAGCAAGCUAAAGGACAGGACUAUUCAGCAUCGAGUGAUAUUUGGUCCCUAGGUGUUAUCAUUUUAGAAAUUCUUUCACAGAGAAUGACCGAUGUUAAAGAGGAAUUAUCCAAGAAUCCAAACUUUGUCAGUGAUAUUUGUAAUGAGUUGAAGGAUAUUUACAGUGAAGAAUUGUUGGACUUUGUUCAAAUGACUUUACAAUUGGAUCCAGCUGCUAGACCUUCAUCAAGUGAACAAUUGAUGGCUCUUGUGGAAAAUAUCGAAUAA